AUGGUCCAUACCUUGUUCGAGUCUAUGAUAACGCUGCAGUUCGUCUGCCUGGUUUUAGAGUUGUGGGAGAGGUUCCGGACUGUAAACGCCAGUCUGAGGGAAUCCCUUCCGCCCCUCCGCGCGCCCGAGAUGCGCGCGUUGUUCGGAGGGGCGCCGCCGUCGCCGCCGCCUGCGCGUCCUGGUGGUCUGCGCCGGCUGCGAGAGGCGUACGUGGCCUCAGCUCGGGCGGCGGAGUUGCUGCAGCGGCACUUCGGCUGGGCGCUGGCUGUCGAGGUGGCGUACAGCGUGGCGGGCGCGCUGUGCAGCUCGUACGAGAUCGUGCGGAUGGCGGCGGGGCCGCGCGGGCGCGUGCGGCUGGCGCUGAGCGGGGCGGUGUCGACGUCGGCGCUGUGGCUGGCCUACCACUGCCUCCGGCUGGCGGCCACCUCGCUGGCGUGUGCGGCGGCGGCCGCGGCGGCGGCCGACACCGGCGUGCUGCUGCUGAGGGCCUGGGCGCUCUCCGACUGGCGCAGCGCCGAGCUGGACCGCUUUCUGCGCCUCGCGCUGCACGGCCCGCCGCUGCGCUUCACGGCCGCCGGGCUGGUCCGCGUCGACCGCCGCCUGCUCGUCUCUGCCAUCGCUGUCGUCGUCACGUACCUCGUCGUCCUCAGCCAGCACUGA
Molecule: messenger RNA, 660 nt
Organism: Schistocerca gregaria
Lineage: Eukaryota; Metazoa; Arthropoda; Insecta; Orthoptera; Acrididae
Product: gustatory receptor for sugar taste 43a-like
Exons: 1
Coding region: 1-660 (219 amino acids)
Biological process (GO): sensory perception of taste
Cellular component (GO): membrane
Source: RefSeq, a predicted model, not a curated record